GCCCCUUUUGAAGGUGAGAAUGCCCCCAAGGCUGGCAGGGCCACCUCCACCCAGCCCGGCUGGGAGAUCCCCACUCAGCUGCCCAAAUAUGUGGAGCUGGAUCUCCAGCGGAGCGUGCAGGCUGUGCUCCGAGAGCUCAGCGCCCAGGCCCCCGCCCUGCAGAGCAACCGAGGCAUGUGGAGGUGGUCCCUGCACAAGAAGGUUGAGCGGGAUCCUGGGAAGAGCCCGGCGCUGGUCCGCAUCCUGCUCAGAGAGCUGGAGAAGGCAGAAAGUGAGGAUGCACGCCACAUCAUCAUUCCCUUGCUGCACACUCUAAUGUACGUGCUCACUAAGGCCACGGGCAUCACAGAGGAGCUCCACCGGAGAACCUACGCCUUUUGCAAGAGGUUGCUGACCCUGCCCGCUCCCUACUGCACGAUCGCCCUGGACUGCGCCAUCAGGCUGAAAACGGAGACGGCUGUCCCAGGGACGCUGUACCAGAGGCUGGUCAUUGCCGAGCAGAACCUGACGAGCGAGCUGUACCCCUAUCGGGAGAGAGUGUUCCUCUUCGUGGAUCCUGAGCUGGUGUCUCCCUCCGUGUGCAGUGCCCUGCUGCUGGAGAUCGAGGCGGCCCAAGGGCAGCAGACGCCAGAGGCCUGCAUGCGCCACGUGGUCUCCCACGCCCUGCAGGCGGCGCUGGGGGAGGCCUGCCACGCAGGCGCACUGCAGAGGAAGCUGCUGGCCAGCUCCCGCCCCGCCUUGGAGCGCUAUUUCCACGCCGUGGUGACAGCCGUGGAGCAGAUGGCCAGAGAGCCAAGCCCUAGCCGAGAGGGCCACCUGGAGAGGCUGGAGGAGAUUUACUGCUCGUUGCUGGGGCCGGCGGCGACAGCCAGGGGGCGCUGCGGCGGUGACCCCCUCCAGGACCAGCCACUGAGUGUCCCUCUGCCCAGCCCCCGCAUCACCUUCCACCUGUGGACCGAUGAGGAGCAGCUCUGGAAGGAACUGGUGCUCUUCCUGCGCCCGCAAACCCAGCUGCGCCUCAGUGCAGACUUGGAGGCCUUGGAUCUUCAGGGCCUCCUGCCAGACUGGGAGCUGGCCCGGGCGUCCAUGCUGUCCACUGACAGCGGCAUCGAGCGGGACCUUCCUCUGGGGGCCGACGAGCUGCUGGCCCCUGGCAGCCCCGAGGCAGAGCGAGCCGGGCUGCAGCGCAAAGGGGGCAUCAAGAAGCGGGUGUGGCCCGCAGACAUCGUGAUGCCCAGCAGCUGGGAUGGGCCCCCAGGGCUGCACCGCAGGACAGGCAGACCCAGCGGGGACGGGGAGCUGCUGCCUGGCGUCUCCCGGCUGCACACAGCGCGGGUGCUGGUGCUGGGGGAUGACAGGAUGCUGGGGCGCCUGGCCCGGGCCUACCGCAACCUCAGGAAGCAAGAAACCCAGAGGUUCUGCCUCACCCCCCGACUCAGCCUGCAGCUCUACUACAUCCCCCUGCUGGCUCGAAAGACAUCUGCAGCAUCCAGGCAUUCAGAGCUGGGAGAGUUGGCCGCAUUCCUGGGCCGCAUGGACCCGUGGUACGAGAGCAUCGUCAACACCCUGUGCCCCACCAUCCACAAGCUGGCAGAGAUGCCUCUCUCCCUGGACACAUCCCAGACUGUAGACCCCUUCAUCCUGGAUGCCAUCACCUACUAUGUUCGCAUGGGCACCCAGCCCAUCUAUUUCCAGAUCUACACGGUCAAGAUCUUCUCUGGUGACCUGAGCCAAGACCCUGCGGAGGACAUUUUCCUCACCGAGCUGAAGGUCAAGAUCCAAGACUCCAAGUUCCCCAAAGAUAGUUUUUCACCCCGGAGGAGGGGUGUGGCCGAGGGCCCAGGGGCUGAGCUGUCCAUCUGCUACCAGAAGGCCCUGCUCAGCCAGCGGACCCGGGAGGUCACUGUCUCCCUGCGGGCCACUGGGCUGGUUCUGAAGACCCUUCCAGCCAGUGACACUGAAGACCACACGUGCCUGAAAGUUAGUGUGACAGAGAUUGUGAAGACCUCCAACUUGGCGGGAAGGUCCUUCUCUGUGGUGACAAACACCUUCCGGACAGCCCACAUCCAGAUCCAGAGCCAGGACCGGAGGCUGCUGACCCUGUCGCUGGACAAGGACAGCUGCCGCACGUACAAGGAUGUGGUCAGGUUCGAGGUUGCUCCCUGCCCAGAGCCGUGUUCGGGGACCCAGAAAUCCAAGGUGCUGGGGCUCAUCUCCCACCGGCAGGAGAUGGAAAGGAACAAAGCCAAGGCUAAGCCUCUUCUGAUGCCCAUCAACACGUUCUCUGGCAUCGUCCAGUGA
Molecule: messenger RNA, 2301 nt
Organism: Rangifer tarandus platyrhynchus (Svalbard reindeer)
Lineage: Eukaryota; Metazoa; Chordata; Mammalia; Artiodactyla; Cervidae
Source: the annotation of a GenBank genome assembly